AUGUCAUACUUCAGCAGUGCGAACAACAACUCUGACCCAAAGGAAGCAUCGGCGAGUGAACUGGAUCUGUUUGAACCUCCAUCCACUUUUACAGCGGUACAAAAAAUAUAUUACGUGGACACUAGACCCACCUCGCAGAUCACCACUGACAGUAGCCCUGUGAAAUUUAAUAUCUCGGGCCAGGGAAUAGACUACAUCGAUCUCAAGAGAUCUAAACUGCACGUGAAGGCUAAAAUUGUUAAAGCAGAUGGGACCUCGUUAGAUAAAAACGAACAUGUGGCACCCGUCAACAACUGGCUCCACAGUCUGUGGUCUCAAAUAGAUGUGGUCCUGAACGAUGGCAUUAACGAAUCGGAUCCUGUGACGGGAAUCAAUUCGGGGCUCGCUGACCUUGGAGCCAUUGCGGCUGAAAGUAAACUAGUGGACAUGGAAGGCCCUCUGUAUGAAGAUAUUAUGAAUUCUCAACGUUACCUGCUGAACGGCGUUAAUCUGCAGAUCAAGCUGUAUCCAUCUUCCAGCCGGUUUAAUAUCAUGUCGGAUGUGUCGCAGGGCAAUUACAGAGUCAAGGUGGAAGACAUAUAUCUACGCCUCUGCAAAAUACGACCCAACACAUUGCUCAUUGCCAGUCAUGCUAAGACAUUGGAGUCCACCGCUGCCAAAUACCCUUUCACUCAGUCAGAUAUCAAAGUGGCCUCCAUUCCCAAAGGGCAGUUGAGCUUCACGUGGGAUCAGCUGUUUCAGAAUAAAUGCCCCAAUAAAGUGAUCGUGGCCUUGGUCUCGGCCGAAGCCAUGAAUGGAGAUUAUAAGAAGAAUCCUUACAAUUUCGAGAGGUUCGCUCUGUCCGCUAUAGCCCUGUACGUAGAUGGUGAAUCUUUGCCAUCGCAGCCUCUUCACGUCAGUGACAUGGAAUACAUCACGGCCUACAACAACCUAUUCGAGGGACGUCGAACACCACAGGGAUUGCCUAUUGGCAGAGAGGAUUUCAAUCGAGGAUAUGUCAUCUAUCAAUUCUGUCUGGAAUCCAACCCCAAGAAAGAAGGUGCCAAUCAGAUUGAUCUUAUAAAAAGAGGCAAUCUGCGCCUGGACCUUCAUUUCGCUAAAGCACUUCCCGAGACUGUCAACUGUUUGGUGUACUCUGAAGAUAACGUGCUACUAGAAGUGGACCAGGCUAGAAACAUUCUAUUUAAUACAGCAUGA
Gigantopelta aegis is the source of this 1197-nucleotide messenger RNA. RefSeq lists its product as uncharacterized. The record is from RefSeq and is a predicted model, not a curated record. Lineage: Eukaryota; Metazoa; Mollusca; Gastropoda; Neomphalida; Peltospiridae. The transcript has 2 exons. The coding region runs from base 1 to 1197 and encodes 398 amino acids.